Prunus armeniaca (apricot) is the source of this 339-nucleotide messenger RNA. The record is from the annotation of a GenBank genome assembly. Lineage: Eukaryota; Viridiplantae; Streptophyta; Magnoliopsida; Rosales; Rosaceae.
AUGGAGAAAUGCGAGUACAACCAUAGGUUGUCUCGAAAAGGGUACGUUGGUUUGGAGGAUGAAUUGGAAGAAACCAUGCCCGGUGAAGAAAUCGAUCGAUCUAUGCUAUGGAAAAAGGCAAGAGAAGAUAAACAGGGAAACAUCCCUGAUCCAAAGGUUGUAGAGAAGGCAAAAUUAAUCGAUGAUUUGAAAAAACAAGUCUUUGAGGGCACUUUGACUGUCUCUGGGAGCAACGAUGUUUUGACCUUGGCUUUAGGAACCCCUGAACAUGGUGGGAGAGUCAGACGUGUUGGAGCUGGGGUUUCCCCAACUCAAUUCUUCAAUUUGCCAAGACAGUAG